AUGAGCUAUCGAGAGCGCGAUGGUCGCAGAGGGGGCUCUGCUGGCUCCUCGUCCGCCAGGUACGGUGGCGAACACAGUCAGGAGAAUUCAAAUUUUAGACCGCGCGAACGAGACGCGUAUCGAUGUGAUGAUGCCUAUGAUCGGACUCGAGACCGCGGACGUUCAAGUAGGGACGCACCACGCCAAAGCGAGCCGAGCAUCAAUAGUAGCGCUCGCGACUAUGACAGGGAAGAGGAUAUAUCGGCAAGAGUAGAAGACCAUCACGAAGAAAACCAACCUCAGGCUUCAGAGGCAUGGGACCCGGCGAAGGAGGCUCUAGAUGACCCAACCUGGGCGCGGAUCUAUAUUUCGAACCUUCCCGCGGAUACGACGACGGACGAGCUACAGGAAAUGUUUGGUGCCAUUGGUGUCGUCGCACGUGAAAAGCAGAAGCGUGGCUAUAAAGACCAGUGGCCAUUUAAGAUUAAAAUCUACACGGAUGCUGGUGGACAACCGAAGGGCGACGCGGUGCUUACCUACGAGGAUUCAAACGCGGCUCGUACAGCGCCUGAUUUUUUUAACGGUUCUGAGAUUCGCGGCAAGGUUAUUAAGGUGGAGCUUGCAGGAAAGCCUGAGCCUCCAGUAGGCGGCUGGCAUGGUGGUAGUGGUGGAGGUCGUCGCGGCGGCGGCGGUGGGGGGGGUGGACGUUAUGGUGGUGGAAGUGAUAGGUACGGGGGCGGUAGCCGAAGCGGUGGUGGUGGACGUGGCGGCGGCUACAGCCGAUACGGCGGCGGCGGAGACCGUGACUUUCGAGACCGACCUGAUCGCCGCUCACGUCCGUACUGA
Molecule: messenger RNA, 825 nt
Organism: Plasmopara halstedii
Lineage: Eukaryota; Oomycota; Peronosporomycetes; Peronosporales; Peronosporaceae
Product: tbp-associated factor 15b
Exons: 2
Coding region: 1-825 (274 amino acids)
Molecular function (GO): RNA binding
Source: RefSeq, a predicted model, not a curated record